Molecule: messenger RNA, 828 nt
Organism: Phytophthora nicotianae INRA-310
Lineage: Eukaryota; Oomycota; Peronosporomycetes; Peronosporales; Peronosporaceae
Exons: 2
Coding region: 40-642 (200 amino acids)
Source: RefSeq, a predicted model, not a curated record
GCUGUGUAGGCAACACAAUCGCAAUAGCCACACACGAACAUGCUGUCUCGACGAGCGGUUACGCUUGCGUCUCCGCUAGCACGGGGCUUCGCUGCUAAGCCCACGAUCCAAGUGCCCGUAGACAAAUCCAAGGUACAUGAGACGCCGAUCGUACAGAAUUGCGGCGGAGAUCUGAUGCGCUGGAUGGGGCCCGGUAGCCGCUUCCAGAUGUACUGCGCAUUGCUACUGUCAGGCAGCCUCGUGUACCAGGCAGACGCCAGCGCUAAUAUGCUGGAGGUUUUGGCUACAAGUGGAGCCAUUUGUAGUGCAUCGGCCACUGCGUUCUUCGGCGCCAAGAGAAUGUGUGACAAAGUGGUGACGGACAUCGUGACGUGUCGAAAAGUAGGCGAUCCUAACGAGUUCGUGCGCGUUUCGGUCUUGGGUGUCGGACAGAAGGAAGUGCUGGAAGCCUCACCGAAAGACUUUAAGCUACUAGGCCAUGACGGGCAGGACGCCUAUAGUUUUGCCUUGGGUAGCCGAAAAUUGCAACUAGACACGUCGACGGGCGAGUGUGUCAAUCGUAAGGGGCUGGAUAUGCUGAUGCAGGGCAGACCGCUUGUUACCAGGAAAGUCAAGCAGGGCAAGAAGGGAUCGCGUAAAUAGACUGGAUGGAUAUGACGGUGUUUUUGUUUCGGCAUUCAAGUGACACGAACUCAGUUGACAGCAUGCUCUCGAUACGGAAGUUGAUUUAGAGAAGUGCUGUAUCCAUUGUCAUACCAAUAGAUCAGGAGAUAAGUGUACACCCAUGAGAUCUACUACCAAUGUCGUCCCCUCCCACGUACUUUUCUU